UUUUGGUGCGUUCGUAUGACGCAAGAGUAUACCCCUCUCCAGCGCAUCGCUACUUCCACUUUCCAGCAAUAUGCGAAUGACGAUGCCAUUUUUGUCGAAUGUUUGCAUGGUUAUCGAUACCCAUUACUCAUCGACUGCAAUCGACUGCUGCGGCAGCUACGCACUGUGCUACGCACAGCCUCACCCAGCCUCGCCUGUGGACGUGGGAGCACAAUUUAUUUUGUGAAAAGACGCACUUAUUCGAGAGAAAAACUCGAUCAGUUCAUUUUGAUUACUGUAAUACUUUUGCAUUGCAGGAAAAUGGCAGAUGAUCGUUUAGAUAUAAUAAUAUUUGGUGCCACUGGAUUUACUGGAACAUAUGUAGUGAAAAAUGCAGCCGAUAUAUGCAAGGAUUUGAAUAUAAAGUUUGGUGUUGCUGGUCGUAGGAAAGAAGCUUUAGAUGCGGUUGUUAAGGAAUAUGCUUCAGAUAUUGAAAAUGUACCUAUUAUUUUGGCUGAUGUAAAAGACGAGGAAUCUCUCAAGAAAAUGACAGAGCAGGCAAAGAUACUUAUCAAUUGUUGCGGUCCAUUCAGAUUUUAUGGAGAACCAGUUAUUAAAGCGUGCCUUGCUACUCGUACUCAUUAUGUUGAUAUUACUGGUGAAACAGAGUUCAUGGAGGAAAUGCAAUUGAAAUAUAAUGAAGCAGCAAAAGAAACUGGCGUUUACAUAGUGACCGCUUGCGGUUUUGACUGUAUUCCUAGCGAUUUGGGGGUCAUUUUCGCUCAACAGAAAUUUGGAGGAGAAGUCAAUGCUGUUGAAAUAUACAUGAGCACAUGGUCAACCGAGCCUGAGAGGAAAGGUUCAGUUUUGAACUAUGGAACUUGGGAGUCUGCGAUACACAGUAUUGCUAGUAGAAACGAACUACGGGAAUUACGCAGAAAGUUGUAUCCUACCAAAUUGCCUGAAUUCACGCCGAAAUUAAAAUCAAGAGGUAUCGUGCACAAAAGCGAUAUUUCUGAAGGAUGGUCCAUACCAUUUCUUAGUGCUGAUCGUGCAGUAAAUUAUCGCACACAGCGAUUCUUGUAUGACAAAUAUAAAGAGAGGCCUGCGCAAGUUCAAUUUUAUGCUACGUUCAAGACUUUCUUUGACUUUCUGAUGGUCAGCAUUGUCGGUAUGCUUAUGUUAAUCAUGUCUCGCACGGCAUGCGGUCGUAAUAUACUUCUAAGAUAUCCGGCUCUAUUUACGAACGGUCUUAUAAGUCAUGAGAACCCGGACCGGGAAACGCAGAAAUCGGCACACUUUUCAAUGACGUUCAAAGCCACUGGCUGGACUGAAAAGUUGCCUGAACCUACUGACAAACACACGGAUGCACCUAAUAAGACAGUAAUCACCAAAGUCAGCGGUGUUUCUCCCGCAUAUGAAAUGACUAGCAUCGUAGUAAUCUUAUCGGCAAUAACAAUUCUUACUGAAAGUGAUAAAAUACCUGACAACGGAGGAGUGCUCCCUCCCGGUGCUGCGUUCGGUAAAACAUCUAUGAUCGAGCAAAUGAUUAAACAUAAUAUUAAGUUCGAGAUGAUAUCGUCUAAGCUAUAAAGAUUCUAUACGAUU
Wasmannia auropunctata (little fire ant) is the source of this 1587-nucleotide messenger RNA. RefSeq names its product saccharopine dehydrogenase-like oxidoreductase. NCBI's taxonomy places the organism in Eukaryota, Metazoa, Arthropoda, Insecta, Hymenoptera, Formicidae. Bases 16 to 1572 code for a protein of 518 amino acids. The transcript is spliced from 8 exons. The record is from RefSeq and is a predicted model, not a curated record. Gene Ontology annotation, cellular component: plasma membrane; mitochondrion; lipid droplet. Gene Ontology annotation, biological process: glycolipid biosynthetic process.